AUGGAAUGGUUUCCUCAAGACGCCAUGAAAGCUUACCUACACACUAUUCAGCUGUGUAAGAUUCACAACAUUCAAGAUUGUAAUCUUGGAGGCUCAAGACUGAUUGAACCCAAAUAUAUAGAGUUUGUAUCAGCUUUGGCAGCUGGAAAGCGAGCUAGAUUAAUGGUGCAAAUCACCCCAGAUGGCAUAACUGCAUUAACAAUAGCUCUGGCUGUUGCUGCAAAGCAAACUGGUGGACUCCUUAUUUGUAUUGGUCAUGAAGAUCAUAUAGAAAAAAGCAAAGCGCUGUUUAUGAAAAAUAGCCUCGAAAACAUGAUCAAAUUUAUCUAUGGAAAUCCUUGUGAAGUGAUCGAGCAGUACAAAAAUAUUGAUUUUGCAGUUAUUGAUUGCAAAUUUCAAGAUCACUUGAAAAUAUUCAAAACCAUAAACCUUAACCCUAGUCGGUCUACAAUGGUUGUGAAUAAUUUUCACCAUAGGAAAGAUGGGAUAUCAUUUGCUGAAGUUGUUGAGGGAAAGAAUUGUGGAGUUAAAUCUGUUACUCUUCCUAUAGGAGAAGGAAUGCAUUUGACAAGAAUUGGAUCAACUAGUAAGCGAGAGAUCAACAGGAGAUACAAGAGAUUUCAUGUAACAUAUGAGAACUGA
This is a messenger RNA of Quercus robur (English oak), 642 nucleotides long. RefSeq lists its product as uncharacterized. The transcript is spliced from 2 exons. Lineage: Eukaryota; Viridiplantae; Streptophyta; Magnoliopsida; Fagales; Fagaceae. The record is from RefSeq and is a predicted model, not a curated record. Bases 1 to 642 code for a protein of 213 amino acids.